UUUCCGAUUUUUCGGAUUAUGAAUCAGAGUCUGAGAAUGCGAUACAAUCUGGGAUGGAAGAGGACUUGAUCAUUACAAAAACUGUUGAGAUGGUUUUGGAUUCCGACAGUAUUGAAGAUGAUAAAGCUGAAAUUGACACUGUUCAGAAUUUCAUAACGGAGGGAGGUGAGGCCAAUUAUACUUUAGAAGGAGGAAGAGAUUUGUAUCAGGUUGCAAGUAAAGAAUCUACUUUGUUGGGACAAGAGUUGGACAAUGAUAAAAUGCUUUUAGCAGAAGAAAGUCAAAUUCUUGAUAGUAGUGUAGAGUCAAAAAGUGCAGAUUCGUCUCGUGGUGUUAAGCCUUCUGAUACUGCUUACUCCAGCCCAAGGGAAGAAAAUAGAGUAUCAAAAUUUGGAGCCGAUGAUUUGAACUCUGGAAACAGCAUCAUCUUACAUACUGGAGCUUCCGGGGACAGUCAGAAAUCAGAAAGUAAGGAGGAUGGGGUUUAUCAAGGAAGUGAUUGUCAGGAUAUUGCCACUAGAACCGAAACCGAAUCUUAUCAUGAACCCAUCAAGGAUAGUGAAGCUGAGAGCUUGGAGUGCAUUGAUAUUUCAGUACCAUCAACAGCUGAAGAACAAGUAUAUUCUUCAUCAGAUGUAACUUGGUCCACCAGAGCUGAAGAUGAUCUACCUAAGUUAUCGGAUAAAACACAACACAGGGAGGCUCGUUUAAAUCCAGACUUAGAAGCUAAAUGCAAAGACAUUGAUACAGUCAAAUUGUUCAAAAAUGAAGAAGCCCUAUUCUUACAUGAAAAUGAUGAAAGUUUGACCUUUGAUGGAUCCGGUGGUAUGAAACUUAUCAUAGAUCAGUCGGACCAACAAAUAGCCAAUGCCGACUACGAUGGAGAGGUUUCUGAGGGUCAUUUACCAAAGGUUGAUGCUGAGAUUGUGACAGACUUAGCUGAAGAGGUAGAUACAGACGAAGAGAGUGAAGAGAAUGAGAUGUUUGAUGCUGAAGCACUGGCUAUGCUGUUGAGGGCUGCUACCGGUGUUGGGCCUGAAGGUAGAAGUGUUUCAAUUCCAUCAGCUGAUGGUACACAGGUUUCUUCUCUGGAGCUUCCUGAUACCCCGGGAUCCUCAUUUCACUCGUCCAGACCUGGUCAGCCAACAAAUGCAGAUAAGUUUCCCCUAUCUGAUAAUAAGACUGAAGGUAUAUCAGAAGUGAUUUUGUCUGAAGAAGAAAAGAAGAAGCUUGAGAAAUUACAGCAGUUAAGAAUAACAUUUUUGCGGCUCGUCCACAAGCUAAACCGGUCUCCUGAAGAUUCCAUAGCUGCACAGGUCUUAUACCGGUUGGUUCGUGCUGCAGGGAAGUCAGCCUCUCAAGUAUUGAGCCUUGACUCUGACCAGAAGGUAGCUAUAGAGUUGGAAGCAGAGGAUACAGACAGUUUGAAUUUUUCUCUGAAUAUCCUGGUUAUUGGUAAAACAGGAGUUGGUAAAAGUGCAACAAUAAACUCUAUCUUUGGUGAAGCCAAAUCAAUGGUAGAUGCAUUUGUACCUGCGACUACCGAUGUGAAGGAGAUAAUUGGACAACUGGAUGGAGUUACAUUGAACAUCUUGGAUACUCCUGGUUUCAGAUCUUCCCUGACAGAACAAUCCAUUAACCGAAGAACUUUGUUGUCCAUAAAGAAAUAUAUGAAGAAAUACAGUCCUGAUGUAGUCCUCUAUGUCGACCGCAUUGACACACAGUCUAGAGAUCUUGGUGAUUUACCAUUAUUCAAGUCCAUCAGUAGUUAUCUUGGUCCAUCAAUAUGGCGUAAUGCCAUUGUUACCCUGACACAUGCUGCUUCAAGUCCUCCAGAUGGACCCUCGGGGCAUCCUGUAAGCUAUGAAAUGUUUGUUGCUCAGUGCUCCCGUAUCAUUCAACAGUUAAUUGAUCACUCCAUAGGUGAUCCACACACGAUGAAUGCUGGGUUGAUGAGUCUUCCAUUUGCUCUUGUUGAAAACCACCCAGUCAGUCCAAAGAAUGACAAAGGAGAUAUAUUGCUUCCAAAUGGAGAAAAUUGGAGAUCGCAGCUUCUGCUUCUGUGUUACUCAAUAAAGAUUUUAUCAGAAGUAGAUUCCAUCAUGAAAGAUCAAGAUCUUCAUGACCACAGAAAGCUUUUUGGCUUCCCCAAGCGUUCACUCCCUUUACCAUACUUUUUAUCUUCACUGUUACAAUCAAAUGUUCAUCCUAAAGUCUCUAACAAUCAAGUUGGUGGGGAUAUAGGCUCAGACAUUGAGCUGGUACAUUCAUCUGAUUCCGAUCAAGAAGUUGAUGAUUACGAUGACCUUCCACCUUUCAGACCUUUGAGGAAAUCUCAAAUUGCUAAGCUGAGCAAGGAGCAGAAGAGAGCAUAUUUUGACGAGUAUGAUUACCGUGUGAAGCUGUUUCAGAAGAAACAAUGGAGGGAGGAGUUAAAAAGGCUUCGGGACAUGAAGAAGAAAGGCAAGGCAGAGAUAGGUGAUUACAUGGAAGAAGGUGCUGACCAGGAAACAGGGAGCCAAGCAGGAGCAGCAAUCCCUUUACCCGACAUGGUGCUCCCAAAUUCUUUUGACGGGGACAACCCAACUUACAGAUACCGGUAUCUAGAACCUUCGUCUCAACUUCUUGCAAGGCCUGUUAUGGACUCCCAGAGCUGGGACCAUGAUUGUGGAUAUGAUGGUGUGAGCAUUGAGGAUCACCUUGCCAUUGCUGGCCAGUUUCCUGCAGUAAUAGUUCUUCAGCUCACAAAGGACAAGAAAGAGUUCAACAUCCACUUGGAUUCAUCUGUUUCAGCAAAGACGGGGAAGAAAGGAUCAAGUAUGGUAGGGUUCGACAUUCAAACUGUAGGAAAGCAACUUGCCUACAUUUUGAAGGGAGAAACAAAAGUGAAAAAUCUGAAAACGAAUAAAACAGCUGCAGGGAUAUCCAUUACUUUCUUGGGUGACACUUUAGUGACGGGAUUGAAAUUGGAGGACCAAUUUUCCAUUGGUAAACAGUUAGUUGUGGUGGGAAGUACUGGCACCAUCAUGUCUCAGGGUAAUGCAGCAUAUGGAGCCAACUUAGAGUUGCGUCUGAGAGAGAAAGAUUACCCUGUUGGACAGGACCAAAGUUCACUCGGCCUUUCUUUGAUGAAAUGGAGAAACGAUCUCAUAUGGGGAUGCAAUCUGCAAUCUCAGUUCUCUGUUGGAAGGAAUUCCAAGAUUGCUGUUAGGGCCGGAUUAAACAGCAAGAAAAGCGGGCAAAUCACAGUUAGGACAAGCACCUCAGAUCAACUAUUGAUUGCUAUUGUAGGACUUCUGCCAAUUGCUAGAGCAAUAAUGAUGACCCUUUUUCCUCAGACAAGUGGAAAGAACUUAAUAUAGUUGUUGUAUCUUAGACAAAUGCCAGUUACACCUCCAUAAUUUUUAAAUAUUGUUUUUAGUGGUAGUUUUCUUGUAUUUGUUCCAUUUGAUCUCCGAAGUUCUCAAUAGAAUUACUUCCUUUCAAAUCA
Solanum lycopersicum (tomato) is the source of this 3490-nucleotide messenger RNA. Its product is annotated as translocase of chloroplast 159, chloroplastic. Gene Ontology annotation, biological process: protein targeting to chloroplast. Gene Ontology annotation, cellular component: chloroplast outer membrane. Lineage: Eukaryota; Viridiplantae; Streptophyta; Magnoliopsida; Solanales; Solanaceae. The record is from RefSeq and is a predicted model, not a curated record. Gene Ontology annotation, molecular function: GTPase activity; GTP binding.